AUGUCGUUGAUCAUACCAACGCUUAGCUUAUAUAUGGAAGCCAAAUCUCGUGACACAGAUCAGUAUCACAUAGUUUUAUUCCCUUUCAUGUCAAAGGGCCACACUAUCCCACUCCUCCACUUAGCCCGCCUGCUCCUCCGCCGUCCCAAUUUCAUCGUCACCGUCUUCACCACUCCUGGAAACCUCAGCUUCGUAGCUAAUUCUCUUUCUGACACCACUGCCUUUGUCAUUGAUCUACCCUUCCCACAAAAUGUUCCUCAAAUCCCUGCUGGUGUUGAAAGCACCGAUCAACUCCCUUCUAUGUCUCUCUUUGCCCAAUUUGCCCUUUCCACUAAGCUCAUGCAACCCGACUUUGAAAAGGCAAUUGACACUAUACCUCGCAUUGGUUUUUAUGGUAUGUCCAUUUACUCCUGGUGCCUGUGUAAAGUUGUGGCUGAGCGUAGACUUCUAUUUGGUCCUGAGUCAGAUGACGAGCUAAUCACACUACCUCAGUUUCCAUCGAUUAAAGUCACCAGAAAUGAUUUUGAUUCAACUUUCACGGAUCCGGAACCAAACGGUCCUCUCUUUGAGUUCAACGUAGCGUCAAUCACAGCAGCAAUCAACAGUUAUGGAAUGAUCAUUAAUAGCUUCUACGAGCUCGAGUCAGCGUUUGCUGAUUACUUGAACAAAGAGAGCGGAAACAAAGUCUGGUGUGUUGGACCCCUAUGCCUGGUUGAUGCACCACGGGUAGUACAUGAACCGCACAAGAAACCCACUUGGAUUAAGUGGCUAGAUCAAAAGCUAGAGCAAGGAAGAUCAGUCCUAUAUGUAGCGUUUGGAUCUCAGGCUGAUAUCUCGCCAGAACAACUCAAAGAAAUAGCUACUGGGUUAUUGGACUCUAAAGCAAACUUCUUGUGGGUGAUAAGAGCCAAAGAGCGAGAACUAGGUGAUGAUUACGAAGAGAAGAUCGGGAAUAGAGGAAUUGUAGUGAGAGAGUGGGUUGAUCAAAGAGAGAUAUUGAUGCACCGAAGUGUGCAAGGGUUUCUGAGUCACUGCGGGUGGAACUCAGUGUUGGAGAGCAUAUGUGCAGGAGUGCCAAUUCUCGCAUGGCCCAUGAUGGCUGACCAGCCCUUGAAUGCACGAUUGGUAGUCGAAGAGAUAAAAGUAGGGUUGAGAGUUGAGACAUGUGAUGGAUCAGUGAGAGGAUUUGUGCAGUGGGAGGGUUUAAAGAGGAUGGUAAACGAGUUGAUGGAAGGAGUGAUGGGUAACGAUGCGAGGAAGAAGGUGAAGGAGUGCGGGGAGAUUGCCAAAAAAGCUAUGGAGGAGGGAAGCGGAUCUUCCUGGCGCACGUUAGACUGGUUGAUUGAUGAAAUUUGCAAUUCAAGGAAGACGUGA
Dovyalis caffra is the source of this 1374-nucleotide messenger RNA. Lineage: Eukaryota; Viridiplantae; Streptophyta; Magnoliopsida; Malpighiales; Salicaceae. The record is from the annotation of a GenBank genome assembly.